UGGGUCUAAUGGGCUAACUACGAAGUUGGAUGGGUAUAGUACGUUCCAACUACCUUGUAAGUUCUAUCUUGGUAGUAAAAGCGGUGAUAUCUCCAACGACGAACGGUCCUAUAAGACGGGAGAUAUCUCACUUCUAGCUAGCUAUGGAAAUAUAUAUAUAUAUUAGCAAGUUAUAUAUCGAAACUUUCAACGACGUUCGACUUGUCUUUUUAGUUCAAAAUAUCGAUCGUUAACAUGAAACUCAAUGUCACGAUUCCUCUCCUCACUGCGGCUCUGGUCCGUGCCAUUCCGAUGGAAGAUGGUCCUACUCUAGGCGAGGCCUCCGCGGCCGGCCACCUUGUCGCGAGAAAUACUGGAAUGGGUGAGUGCAAAUUAUAUAAAGGCAAAGCUUGGGGUUGUAUCGGCAAAUGGCUAGACGGUGGAAGCUUUCGCCGCGGCUGUACAUCAGGAAGUUGUGAUAAUAAAAAGGGGGAUGUUUGCUGUAAGUUUAAUAGCUAAAAAAAAAAAAAAACUCUUUUGAAUAUAGAAAAAUGUUAACGGUAAUAUAGUUGCUAGCACAGCUACAGAUGGGUGAGUCACGUCAUCCCAACCCGCGCUUUCGCCGACUUGCUAAAACGAACACAGUUUGAUUCAUGUUACGUGCCCAGGAGAAGAUUAAGUGAUAUAGCCUUCGUGUAGUAAUAACAUGAAUUAAGUAUAUAUCUCUUAUAUUCUGAGUCUAGUAGUAGAUAGAUGAAUAGUAUAAAUACCUACAAAGGUUAUAAGAGCUUUCUAUAGCCUAAAAGCUACCUUGAAGGAUUAUAGCCUUGUUUCUCUACUGUUGAGGGGUACUGUGAGGUUAGAUUACCCCACUUUACUGUUGCUGAGAGCUGCGCAGUUGCCUUUGCCCCCGGGGGCAGCUUUUCUAUACCUAGUACGCCUUGUUUUCGUCGGUCUCUCUAGCCAGUCGACCAUCACACUAGGCGUUAUAUCCUACUAUCUGUAUUUCCUUUCUUUUUCCUUUCUUUUUCCUUUCUGCUUUCACUAUCUAUCCAGGUCAGUUUUCCUGUGUGUGCAUGAGUGAUUAUAUUAUGGCUGUGUAGUAUGGCUGUGUAGUAUGCUAUUAUAUUGUCGUCGCGGAAUCCUUAGCGAGGACCUGCCCCCGGCGGCAAG
This is a messenger RNA of [Torrubiella] hemipterigena, 1152 nucleotides long. The record is from the annotation of a GenBank genome assembly. Lineage: Eukaryota; Fungi; Ascomycota; Sordariomycetes; Hypocreales; Clavicipitaceae.